Bathycoccus prasinos is the source of this 2022-nucleotide messenger RNA. RefSeq lists its product with no specific name. The record is from RefSeq and is a predicted model, not a curated record. Gene Ontology annotation, molecular function: long-chain fatty acid-CoA ligase activity. The transcript has 2 exons. NCBI's taxonomy places the organism in Eukaryota, Viridiplantae, Chlorophyta, Mamiellophyceae, Mamiellales, Bathycoccaceae. Gene Ontology annotation, biological process: fatty acid metabolic process. Gene Ontology annotation, cellular component: membrane; endoplasmic reticulum. The coding region runs from base 1 to 2022 and encodes 673 amino acids.
AUGGCUUCUUCUUCGUCUCAAAAUUCGUUCGUUACGUACAGAGAUGAAAAGAAGGAAACUUCGCUCGACGCGGUUCCAGUCUUCUCGAAAGGAGAAACCGUCUACCGAAACGCAUCACAUAAAGACAAACUUUUAACCGGAUUUCCGUUUCCCGACGACGAUUGCAAAACGCUCGGGGAUAUCUGGGAAUCCGCGUUUAAGAAGUAUCCAAACAGGCCUCUCUUAGGAACGCGCUCGAUGGACGAACGUACCGGACACCCGGGGAAGUACGAGUUCAACACGUACGGAGACUUUGAGCUCGUUCGGACAAAAAUAGCGGCUGGGAUAACCGCGUUAGGGUGCACGUCCUCGCAGACGUUUGGUUUGUAUUCGAUUAACCAACCGGAGUGGGUGGCGUGCGAGGCGGCGUGUACGAGGCAGAAUAUCGUGUCCGUGCCUUUGUACGAUACGUUAGGACCGGACGCGGUGGAGUAUAUUUUAAACCACGCGGAGUGCGUCGGAGUGGCGUGUUCGAAGGUGGUUUUGCACACGCUUUUGAACGUCAUUCACAGGUGCGAGACGGUGAAAUUCGUCAUCGUGUACGGGAACGAAAACGGACCGCCCGGGGCGAUUCCGGCGAAAACAGCCAACGGGAGGGUGACGAUUAAAACUUUCGAGGAGGUGUUGAUUUUAGGAAGCGCGAAACCAGUCGCGCCAGUGAGAGCGCACGAAAACGACGUGGCGACGAUUUGUUACACGAGUGGUACCACUGGGGACCCGAAAGGCGUCGUGUUGACGCACUUGAAUUUAUGCUCCAACGCCGCCGGGUACUCGUACGAUUUGAAUAUCGGGAUCGGGGAUAUUCACGUGUCGUAUUUACCUUUGGCGCACAUUUACGAACGGGUAACGUUUAUGGUGUGCGUUAUGGGCGGUGCUGCGGUUGGAUUCUAUCGCGGCGACGUGCUCGGAUUAUUGGACGACGUGCAAGCGUUGAAGCCGACUAUUUUUUGUUCCGUCCCGAGACUGUGGAAUAGAAUUUACGAUAAAGUGAACGCCGGCGUUGCGGAAGGAUCGCCAAUCGCUCGGAUGUUGUUCGCAAAAGCCUACGCGAGUAAGAAAUACGCGUUUGAAAACGGCAAACCUCCGAAUCCGUUUUGGGAAAAACUCGUGUUUUCAAAACUGAAAGCGAAAUUGGGAGGUCGCGUGCGAUACAUGUCCUCUGGAUCCGCACCCAUCGGCGGUCACGUCAUUGAGUUCUUGCGGAUAUGUUUUGGCGCGGUCGUUUUUGAAGGUUACGGGAUGACGGAAUCCGCGUGCGUCAUUUCCAAAACGAACGAACGAGAUUUCUCUACUGGUCACGUCGGCGCGCCGGCGCCGUGUUGCGAGAUCAAACUCGACGACGUUCCCGAGAUGAAUUAUAGGAAAAGCGAUAAACCGUACCCGCGAGGCGAGGUGUGCGUGAGAGGUCCAUCAGUUUUUGCCGGCUACUUUAAAUCGCACGAGCAAACGCGAGAGUGUUUGGACGAAGUUAACGGGUGGUUGAAAACCGGCGACAUUGGGAUGAUGUUACCCGGCGGUCGGUUAAAAAUUAUCGAUCGUAAGAAGAACAUUUUCAAAUUGGCGCAAGGCGAAUACGUCGCGCCGGAAAAGAUUGAAGCCGCGUACGGUCGGUCGCCGUUAGUUGCGCAAUCAUUCGUGUACGGCGAUUCGUUGCAAGCGAGCUUAGUUGCCAUUGUCGUCCCAGAUGAGGAAGUUCUAGCGCAAUACGCGAAAGCGAAUGGAUUGAUGAAAGGCGGCGGCGCGCCGACGCUAAGAGACAUGUGCGAGAACGAAGCGAUUAAAAGAGCCGUGUUCAAUUCCAUGAAUAAGGCUGCGAACGAAUCAAAGUUGAAAGGAUUUGAACGCGCGAAACGGAUUCACUUACACGGCGAGUUAUUUUCCGUGGAGAAUGGAUUGAUGACGCCAACGUUUAAGUUGAAACGACCGCAAGCGAAGGAGGCGUUUUUACCAGUCAUCGAAGCGAUGUACGAAAGUUUGCGGUAA